ACAGUUUCACACUUAGAAAAUUUAUUUUAUCACACUUGAAUUUAAGUACAAAAAUAACUGCUCUUAACCACUUGAGCUGCAAGCCCCUUUCAUAUAUACUUUAGUCAAAGUAUAUAAAUAUUGUAACUGGCAAAUGAAUGACUCCUUACUUUGUACCCUUUUUUAUGCUUUCGUCCAUUGCUUUAAUUAUAUAUGAUAUGUACCUUUUUGUUGUAUGUGUAAGAGAAGCAGUGAAGCACACCCCCAUACCCUCUAUUUUAAGCUCUGCCUACCACACCAUUCUUCCAAUUAUACUUCUUCUUCUUCAGUGCUAUCCUACCUACACCCCCAAAAACCCACUCCACCAUGGAAGAAGAACAAUUCAACUCUAUAGAUUCUGAGGCUCAAACCACAUCUUCUUCCUACUCAAAUUCAACCACAUCUUCUUCUGCAGAAUCUGAAGCCCAAAAAGUCAGCAAGAGAUCAAAUCAACAAGUACUUGAUCAUGAUCAAAAGGGUACGAACGAUGAUGAUGAUGACGAUGAUGAUGAUGAUCAAAUCAGUCAAAAGAAAGCAAAGAUCAAUGGUAGUAAUGGGACUCAGCAUCAUCAUCCAGUGUACAGAGGAGUGAGAAUGCGUCAAUGGGGGAAAUGGGUGUCAGAAAUCCGAGAGCCAAGAAAGAAGUCAAGAAUUUGGCUUGGAACUUUUCCCACCCCUGAAAUGGCCGCUCGAGCGCACGAUGUGGCUGCCCUAACAAUCAAAGGCCGCUCUGCUGUCCUCAACUUUCCUGAGCUGGCUCAGGAGCUUCCCCGCCCAGCUUCUGCGUCGGCAAAGGACAUCCAGGCUGCUGCUGCCAAAGCAGCUGCUCUUAACUACCCAAUAAGCUGUAGCAGCAGCAGCAGCAGCAGCCGUGAAGCCGAAGCGGAAACCGAAGCAGAGCUGAGCCAGCACAGGCAAGCUGUCCAUGAUACACAAGACUCAUCAACUUCACCAUCAACCAAUAACGACGACAUGUUUUUCGACCUUCCUGAUCUGCUGUUAGAUUUUGGGCACCACAGGGAUCAUGGGUUUUGCUUCUCUGUGCCAUGGCUUGAAGAGCCUAAUAAUUUCCUGUGGAUGGAAAAUUGAAAGCCAAUGGGACAACAAGACAAGAGCAUUGAUUGAAGAAUUGAAGAAUUGAAGAGAGUUGAAAAAAGCAGCUUGGCAGACAGCUUUAGUUUAAAGUUGAUAUUUGUUGCUUGCUUUUCGGGUGCUGGUCCAAAUUGAGAGGACCACCAGAGUUUGCUUCAAUUCUUGAAUCUCUACAGGUUUGGUUUUGGUAUAUGUUGCCAAAACUUCAGCUUGAUGAUUUAUUUUACUAUUGUAAUGUACCUUUUCAUGUAAAUGUAUAUGAGGUAAAUAAAAAAAGUUCCAUAUAUGGGCUUUUUCCUAAAAAUAAUCCAUAUCCUUUUUCUUGUUUAA
Prunus persica (peach) is the source of this 1440-nucleotide messenger RNA. Its product is annotated as ethylene-responsive transcription factor ERF039. Lineage: Eukaryota; Viridiplantae; Streptophyta; Magnoliopsida; Rosales; Rosaceae. The transcript has a single exon. The coding region runs from base 346 to 1107 and encodes 253 amino acids. Gene Ontology annotation, molecular function: DNA binding; DNA-binding transcription factor activity. The record is from RefSeq and is a predicted model, not a curated record. Gene Ontology annotation, biological process: regulation of DNA-templated transcription.